Penicillium robsamsonii is the source of this 1254-nucleotide messenger RNA. RefSeq names its product putative C2H2 finger domain protein. Gene Ontology annotation, cellular component: nucleus. The transcript has 3 exons. Gene Ontology annotation, molecular function: DNA binding. Bases 1 to 1254 code for a protein of 417 amino acids. NCBI's taxonomy places the organism in Eukaryota, Fungi, Ascomycota, Eurotiomycetes, Eurotiales, Aspergillaceae. The record is from RefSeq and is a predicted model, not a curated record.
AUGGGCAAAAAAAGACGUGGUCCCUCCCUCGAGGAGCUCCUUGAUCGCCCAUGGUGCUACUACUGCGAACGUGACUUCGACGACCUGAAGAUCCUCAUCUCUCAUCAGAAAGCAAAGCAUUUCAAGUGCGACAACUGCAAUCGCAGGCUGAAUACUGCCGGAGGUCUCUCCGUACACCUGAGCCAGGUCCAUAAAGAGCAAUUGACUCAGGUCCAAAAUGCGCUGCCGAACCGCAUGGGUGUCGAUGUUGAAAUAUUUGGCAUGGAGGGUAUCCCCGCAGAAGUCCUCAAGGCCCACCAGCAGCGUGUCGCUUCACAAUUUCAGCAGGCCGAGCUGGAUCGCCAGCAUGCGACAGGCAACCCUCCUACUGGCGCCUCUUCUGGCGGCCAACCAGCGAAAAAGCCUAAGCUUGAACCUGUCUCAGAUAUCAAGAAGCGACUGGCUGAACACAAGGCCAGGCGUGCGGAGGCGCUUGCCGGAGGUAGCAGUGGCGAUGUGACACCCUCUAGUGCUCUUCAGUCUACGCCAACAUCCGGUGUAUACACACAAUCGCCUCAGAUCGCAGCCGCUCAGCAAUACUCCUAUCCUCAGCCCUAUGGUGGCCCCCCCGCCGCUGUGACACCUCAUUUUUCGCAGACUGGCAGUCCUGUCUAUUCAAGCUACUCCCCGGUUGGUGGACAACAACUCCCUGGUGCCUCGCCCUACACUCCAUCCGGAUACCCCUCGCCAUUCCCCGCCGGACUUCCUGCGCAGCAACCAGUCUCCUAUGGGGCUCCUCCUUACACCCAGCAACAACCUCCACCAUCCGAUAACAGAUUUAUGGGCCUACCGACGGCCUCGAACCUUCCCCAGCGUCCUGCUUUUGGUGUACCUUCAGUCAACGCGCACGAAAUGCAAAAGAUGCACAUGGGACACGUGCCCCCCACCCCCGCAGCUUCGGGUCACUCUAAUGGAGACAGCGCCCAACCAACCGAGCAUGUCUCCACCCCUGUUGACAAUCAGAUUUCAGGCGCAGCCAAUGACGUCGCCCCCCAGGCAGAGGGUAGCAGCAAGCCCAAAAAAGAAAAGACCAAGCCCGCGAUCCGAAUGAUUUACAAUGACGAUACGUUCAGUCCCGAGGAGAAGAAGGCGCAGCUACCUCGAUAUGCAUACGUCCCAGAUCAAAGCACGCAAACCGCCCUCGGCGAGCUCCCCGGCAACGCAGUCGUGGGCGCCAUUCAAGAGUCCGACACGGUGAUCGAUCCGGCACAUUAA